UACGUGCUCAUACAGUCCAUACUUCUGGUCAGCUCCAUGAUGUCCAUCGCAUCAACCGACUGGCGGGCAUUCGCCAUAUUUCAAUUCUUCAACGGAUACAUCUUCGGACACAUGAAGACCACGUGCAUCACGCUGCUGAUCGAAACCACCGACGGCAAGUACCGCCUCGUUCCAUUCGCGUGCAUCCAGUGGGGCCUCGGUUUCAUGAUCAACUCAAUCGUGUUGUAUUUGGCGAACGACUGGCGAAUGUUCAUCGUAAUCGUGAACCUAAUUUCGUCCCCUCUGAUCUAUUUUUAUCUACUGUUUCAAGAAUCUUACCGGUGGCUUCUGGCACGAGGCGACCUACGGGGUGCAGCAGAUGUCAUGACGGAACUGAACUCAGAACGAUGGGCGAAAGGCGACAGAGAGAAUAACGUCGAUGGCGAGAUCACCAGUGAACAGUUGAUCAUGCUGCUGCCGGACAACGAGUCGAAGCGAAACUUCCACAGCUGCUUUUAUUUGUUCCUGGAGAAAUCGACGUGUCGCACUACCAUUGUUCUGAUGCUAAUGAUGGUCACAUACGGCAUGGUUGGGUCAUGGUUCCACUCUGGCAACGACGCCAUUUCCGUGGACAUUAAUAUUCACUUCCUGCUGCACGGCGCGCUGACGUUUUGGAUCUCCAGUGUCAUUGUGUUGUUAGAUCUGAAGGUUCCGAAACUGGGCUAUAAGCCGCAGCUGUUGUUCGGCAUGAGCUUGCUGGCCGUUUGCUUCGCCGUCACUCUGUUCUUCAAUGUGACCUCUUACCAGGCUCCGCGGCACAUCAUCUACAUAGCGACGUCGAUCGCCGCCAUCACUGACUCGUCAAUCGUGCUGAUGAUGAUUUGCCACACGACGGCUGCUGUGUACCCGACGGUCGUCAGGAGCAAAGCCUUUGGACUGCUGUUUGCGUGUGAAAACCUUGGCAGCAUAAUCAUGACGAUUUUGCUGAGCGACUACUUCAGCAAUGGCCCCGUCGUCGGACACUUCACCUGCGAGGCGCUGGUCAUCGGAGCCGUCUUAUUGGCCAUUCUCUACUUUCCGGAGACGAAAUUCAUGAUCACGCGCGAGUUUUUGAUUGACGUCUUUCCGACUUACAAUUCAAACAUCGGGCAAAGCUGA
This is a messenger RNA of Soboliphyme baturini, 1137 nucleotides long. NCBI's taxonomy places the organism in Eukaryota, Metazoa, Nematoda, Enoplea, Dioctophymatida, Soboliphymatidae. The record is from the annotation of a GenBank genome assembly.